UUAUGAUGAUGUUUUCAGUUUUGAUGUAAUAAAGGAUUAAAAAGUUAAUUAGAAAAAUGGUUGAUUUAAAAAAAGAUUUGGAUGAAUAUUUACUUCUCCAGAGCGACCAAAAAAAGUCAUUCAAAUUACAAAUGCCAGUUAUACAAAAACCUAAUAUUUCGGGCUGGUUUAAAAAAGAAGAACCUGAAGAAGAGGCUACAUGGUAUAGGGAAACAAAAAAGCAAUGUUGCCCUAGUCUGUCACGAUUUCAAAGAAUUGCACUAUUUGGACUAUGUAUUGGAAUGGGUAUAUUGUGUUUUUCAAUAUCUUUAAUGUACAUCCCUGUGCUGUUGUUUAAAGCAAGGAAAUUUGCUCUGCUAUUUACGUUUGGGAGUACAUUUUUUGUAAUGAGCUUCUUCUUUCUUUGGGGUCCAAUGGCCUUUUUGAAGCACAUGUUUGCCAAGGAAAGACUGUUACUUACUUUGACAUAUGGAGGAACUUUAGUUGCUACAUUAUAUUGCGCGCUGCAUUUGCAAAGUACACCUUUCACUGUACUUUUUGCUGCAGGCCAAAUUAUCUCAUUACUUUGGACUGUGAUAGUAAAUAUUCCUGGAGGUACAGCUGGUAUUUCAUUUUUUUCAAAAAUGUUUUCCAGAUCAGUUGGCAAUACCUUACCGGUUUAGUAUUUGUGAUAACUUAAUUUAUAUUAUACAUUAUGAAUCGUUUAAGGCAAUAUUUUUAUUCAAUAAGUU
Anoplophora glabripennis (Asian longhorned beetle) is the source of this 731-nucleotide messenger RNA. Its product is annotated as protein transport protein sft2. The record is from RefSeq and is a predicted model, not a curated record. Gene Ontology annotation, cellular component: membrane. The coding region runs from base 57 to 662 and encodes 201 amino acids. The transcript has 3 exons. Gene Ontology annotation, biological process: vesicle-mediated transport. Lineage: Eukaryota; Metazoa; Arthropoda; Insecta; Coleoptera; Cerambycidae.